This is a messenger RNA of Verticillium alfalfae VaMs.102, 1206 nucleotides long. RefSeq lists its product as hypothetical. NCBI's taxonomy places the organism in Eukaryota, Fungi, Ascomycota, Sordariomycetes, Glomerellales, Plectosphaerellaceae. The record is from RefSeq and is a predicted model, not a curated record. The transcript is spliced from 5 exons. Bases 1 to 1206 code for a protein of 401 amino acids.
AUGAAGUUCUUCGUCCCCCUCACAGCGCUUUUCUGCGCUGCCACUGUCACUGCUGCGCCGCUUGGUCCUACUCUGAACCAUGUCCAAGUCCGGUCCUCUGUCGUGUCUCCCAAUGUUGAGAACUCCCGACGCACCUACGAGGACACGCCCGAUGACGAAGAUUGUGACUGUGACGGUGACGAGGAGAACCCCAUUCCCGAUUUCGUCGACGACUGCCUCGCUGGAGGUGAUAUCAGCGCUGGCCUGCACACAAUUCUCGGUGACGCCAACUUUGCUGCCCAUGUCAUUGAAUUGAGUGCCAAUGCCGAGUUCCUCGUCAAGUUUCAGAAGCUCUGUGGCAGCGCCGAUUUCAUCAGCCAGAUCGAUCUUCUGUUCCACAAUGAUGUCUUCCUCGACAAGUGCACCGGCAUUGUUGCUGGUGGCAAUUUUGGCGCCCAGCUUGGUGUUCUCCUCUCCAAUGUGGAGUUUAUGAAGCGCUUCUCGGCUGGCAUCAGUGCUGAUGCCUUCAUCUCUCUCUUUGGUGCUCACUUGGCGCCAACUUCGACUUUGGCGCCAAGAUCGGGGGCUUCUCAAGAGCAGCAGCUUCUGUCAAGGCCGGAUUUGGCGCCGCGCUCGGCGGUCUUCUCGCUGAUGCCAACUUCAUGGGCCACAUUUGCGGCAAAGCUCGGCUUCGGCGCUGACCUGACUGCCAAAUUCAUUGCCCUCUUCGGCGCCAAGGUGAACUUUGCCGCUCAGCUCGAGCUGCUUCUCGGCGCCAGCUUCAAGGGCAAGUUCGGCGCCCUUCUCGGCGCUGGCAGCUGCACCGACCUCCUGGCCGGCUUCUUCGGCAAGCUGAGCUUCAACGAGAUCUGCGGCGGUGGCUUCAAGGGCGGCGCCUUCUUCAAGGCUUGGGCUAAGCUCUUCCUCGAGGCCGACUUUGCCACCAAGUUCUGCGGUUUCCUCGGCGCCUUCCUCUCCGCCAAGAUUGGCUUCGUCACUCUGAUCGGCCAGAUCUUCGCCGACAAGGUCUUCUGCGUCGCCGCCCUCGGCCUCUUUGGCAUCAAGGCCGCGCUCUCUGCAGGCCUGUGUGCCAUUCUCGGUGGUGCCGGUAUCGUCUCGCUCGUCACUGGCUUCGUUGCGAGCACCCUAAGCGCCAUUGUCGGCGGCGCCUUUGGUUUCCUUGGCAAGCUUUUCGGUGCUGUCAAGGGCGGAUACAGCCACUGGUAA